This is a messenger RNA of Colius striatus (speckled mousebird), 5469 nucleotides long. It is a transcript of the gene FGF2, whose product is annotated as fibroblast growth factor 2. Lineage: Eukaryota; Metazoa; Chordata; Aves; Coliiformes; Coliidae. The record is from RefSeq and is a predicted model, not a curated record. Gene Ontology annotation, cellular component: cytoplasm. Gene Ontology annotation, molecular function: growth factor activity; fibroblast growth factor receptor binding. Gene Ontology annotation, biological process: positive regulation of gene expression; positive regulation of cell population proliferation; animal organ morphogenesis. Bases 19 to 495 code for a protein of 158 amino acids. The transcript is spliced from 3 exons.
CCCGCCGGGGCCCGGCGCAUGGCGGCGGCGGCGGCGGGGAGCAUCACCACGCUGCCGGCACUGCCUGACGACGGGGGCAGCGGCGCCUUCCCCCCCGGACACUUCAAGGACCCCAAGCGCCUCUACUGCAAGAACGGCGGCUUCUUCCUGCGCAUCAACCCCGACGGCCGGGUGGACGGCGUCCGCGAGAAAAGCGACCCUCACAUCAAACUGCAACUUCAAGCUGAAGAAAGAGGAGUGGUGUCAAUCAAAGGCGUCAAUGCAAAUCGCUUCCUGGCUAUGAAGGAGGAUGGCAGAUUGCUGGCCCUGAAAUGUGCAACAGAAGAAUGUUUCUUUUUUGAGCGUUUGGAAUCUAAUAACUAUAACACUUACCGAUCACGGAAAUACUCGGAUUGGUAUGUGGCACUGAAAAGAACUGGGCAGUACAAACCUGGACCAAAAACUGGACCUGGACAGAAAGCUAUCCUUUUUCUUCCCAUGUCUGCUAAAAGCUGACUUCCAUGGCAGAUUUUGAGCACGUGACACUACGCUCAAGAAAUCGAGCUUUUUAUUCCUCUCUGAAGUAGCAAAAAUAGAAGCAAUUAUUUGCUGAUAUUAACUACUUUUGCCGAUACCAGAUUAAAACAUGAAUGUUUCAUAUUGUCUUUAUAUUGCUCUUUAAACCUAUUGUGCCAGUGCAUGUGGAGGUAAAAUUACUUGGAAAAUAUAUCUUUGAGAUCAGUAACACUUCUGUUUUCUGCUAGGUAGCUAUCUGUGGAGCUAUUUUAUUUACUUCAUAUUUGCUUUACGGAGUAAAGGAAAACAAAUCUGAUGCACACUUAUAGCAAUAUUUACCUUUAAAAAUAAUUUAUAGCUUAUUAGAGAGUAAAUAUUUACUUUCUCGUAAUUACCUAAAAAGUCCAUGGAUUAUUUUAAUAUGGUCUAAAUAACACUACAAUAAUAAUUCUAAAUUAUUAAUACAGUGAAAUGUGAAAUGUAUUGCUAUCAUGUAAUGUUUUUGUAGGACUCGGGCAGCUCCCUGUGGUAUAGUUUGUAGAACAGGCCUGUGUAGAUGGCUGGAAACUCCCUCAUGGUUAUGUCGAUCUUGCCAAAGCCUUCACGGUACCCAUACAGUAAGAGUUUAGCGACACUGCUGGUGAUGGGAGUAGCAUGUUUCGUCCUGGCGAGCUCAUCGAGGUUCAUCCAUUCACACCUCAGGCAUUCCUGCUGGCAGAAGCUGAUGCUGAAGGAGGAAGGCUCCAGGCGACAGAUGACGUACAUAUCUGACUUCCCAAAGGCCCCGGGGUGUUUGUGCUGCUGUCGUAUGCUUAGGAUGGACUUGAACUCUGACUUGAUGCCAGUCUCUUCAAAAACCUCUCGAACUGCUGUGUCUCCUGGGUGAAAAGAGCAACCCUUAGAGUUACCUGUAAGAGCAGCUUAACACUCUUUAAACCUUUUGAUCAGAAAAAUCUCUAACUCUAAAUGUUCUCUCUUCUGCUUCAUAAACCUGUCAGAAUGUAAGCCUGUUGGUUUCAGCACAAGGAUAAGCUAAGUUUUUGGUCCUUGACCAAAGCUAACUGCUACAUGCCCUUCUUGUAUAUCUCCUACAAAAUUAAAGAAGUAAGAAACUUUUGGUAAUACUGUACAGGGUGUGGGUUUGAAAGGGGCAUUCUGAAGGUUGCUGGCUCCACUGAUUUCUUAAUCCAAGAUAACAUUGUUCCCUCUUUUCAGUCCUUUGAAUCUCAGCCCCCGUCUCUGUCCUCUCUCAGAUUCAGACCCUGUGCAACUGAACACCUGUAUGUAUGUCACAUCACUUAAUCCAAUCCACUUCACUGUGCACUGCCACAAGGUGUAACAAAUUGGGGAAAACUGUCAUUUGAAGAAAGUUGGUACUAAGUCCUUUUCAAGAUGUAAGUGUCUGGCUACAUUUCAAAUAUGCUGUAAUAGCAGUAUAGUAUGUAGCCUGUUCUUGCAGAAAACAUGCAGCAUCUGUGCUGCAUCUGUGCCUGCUGUGUACAUCCACCCAAGCGAUGUGUUAAUAUUCCCCGUGAAAAAAGUAGCCAGAAUUUCAAGGGUCUAGAGGGUCUGUGUACUGCAACUACAGCCAGAGAAUCGCCCCUCUAUCCAGUACGCUUCAAAAAAGGAGGUUUUUCUCUUGACUAGUAAAUUGAAGAGGUCAAAUGAGAUUUUUGAUAUUCGACUUAAGUCAAAUCCUACUUGCCUGGGCUAACUACUAGUAGGUAAAAUACUAGCUUUUUGCAAAUCUGUGUAAACUCAUAGUUGUGUCUUGUUUGCCGAUCAGCUACAUGCAUUUACUGUUCAAUGUUGCCUGCUUCUGAUAGUUCAUUUUCAGUAAGAAGUGAGUGUGCUGGCUCACUUUCAAAAGCAAAAUAGAAUUUAAAAGACCUCGUGGAGAUUUGCCUUCCUGUGGAAGCUUGCAUCUUGCCAUGUCAAGAGAUGAACACCACAGACAUUUUAGGGUUUGUAUCAAAUAUUUAGAAAUAAUUUGGACGUACAGUGGCUAGCAAUAGCUAAAUAAAAGAAUCUACCCAGCAGAGGCCAAGUGAUAAUAAGUUAAUGACCCUGAUUCUGCACCUACUUCUGCCUCUGCUCAGCUUCCAUACUGCAAUGGAACGAGCUAUGUCAAGUUUACACCAAGUAAAGAGAGAUCUUUGUAGAGAGAGACUGGAGACCCAGACUUUGUCGCAGUAUUAAUUAGUUAGAAGGCUACUGCAUAUGGGGAAAGAUACUCCAUUACCAUUACUGACCCUUGGAGGGCUUUCACUUUAUGUUGCCCAGAGAGGCAUCUGUGGCCCUUUGGUUUAAAUAGUGGUUGUGAAGCAAACUUUCUGUAGUAAAUGGUUUUAUUACUUGGCAAGGGCUGUAUUACACAAAAGUGGUCAAAGAAAGUAAAAACCAGAGAUCAUGAGGAGUGUUGAGGCAAGCUAUGGUAAGAAAACUCAAAUAAUUAGUGAUUUCAUUUGAGCUUGGCUUUUAGAUCAAGUGCCUUUUUCUGUUACCCUUUUAUUUAAGUGUGUGCAUAUAUAUAUAGAUAGAUAGAUAGAUAGAUAAACCUAUUAAGACAGUUAAACAAGAUGAAAAACUAGGUCUUGAAUUUCAGAACUAUUCAAGUGCAACAAUGUGUGCACUUUAUCUGCAUUAUGAAACUAUUCAGAUUGUGUGAGUAAGUUUGUACUCAUCAAAGCAGGCAGCCGGGUAUUUUGUCACUCCAUAUAGUACAGGAUCUUCAAGCAUUGUUAACUGCAGUUUGUAAUUGCAAGUUGAAAUUUGGUCCUUGAAUGACUGUGAGUUUAUAAGGUUUGACGUAAGGAUGAAAAAGGAAAAUUAAGCUCUAUUAUAUCUUAUGCUUCACUUAUUUAUAUCUUCAUGUAAUAUUAAGAUGUGAUGCAGAAUGAUAACUUUUAUUAUAUACUUUAGUAGUGGCAGGAGGGGAGCUGUAAGAGACUUGUUUCCUCCCAGGUUUUUAUCAGUAACUACAUCCAGGCUGUGGCCAUGACCUCACCUACUAACUAGAGGGAAGACCACUGUUGCCAGUGCUGACCAUUCUCUUCCUUCACUAAAAAAGUUCCCCUGGUACCUCCUGGGUUAGAGCUGCUCUGUAUCACUAGAAGACAGCAAAUGCAGCAUGUGGGAUUCUUCUGAAAGCAUGAGUCUAUUUCACUAUGGUACACAGAUUUGCAUUGUCAAGCAAAUAAUUUUGAUUUCUAUCAUUGCGUUUGACAAAGCUGCUUAAAACGUGAAUGAAAGGUACAACUCAGCCAAAUCUGGUGACUAGAAAGAAAUUGUAUCCACAUACUGAAGUAAUGAACUGGAAUACGAGCCGUCCAUAUGUUGUGGUAAGGAAGACGUCUAAACCAAGAGGAAGAUGUCUAAAACAAGAGGUAUUUCUAAGGCAUGAAACAGUCAGGAAACCUGGGCUCGGUACGCAGUUUGCCAGAGCUGCUGCAUUGCUCUAGGCACUGUCUUUGGGUUCUACAUUUUUGAAUUGUUGGAUGAAAAUAUUCAUUUCUGAAUGCUGAUAAUGGGGCUAAACUAAUGUAACUUUUGAAAAGAAGACCUACCUAAUAACUGCAGUGUAACUUCAGAAUUGCCCUGUCUAGGGAUCAUCAUUUAAGGGUUGAGAUCCAAUGAGAAAAAGCACAAUUUUCAGUCUGUUCACCAACACCCUUGUUCAUUCACCUCUGAACACAACUGCAGCCAUAUUCUUCAUUAUCACCUGUGGUAUGCUGGGUAGAAAUGAGAGGUUUCCUCACAUCAGCACUGGUUUUUAAUGCAGAAGUGCCUUAUGCCUCUGCUUGUAAGUAGGUGCCCAAAAGCCUGAGGCACUGCACUUAGCGCUGAUGCUGUGCCAAAGAGCUCUUAGUCUAAACAAAUGAACAAGGGUGGAAGGAAACAAGUGUGUUUAUUUCUGUUUUGCACAUAAAAAUGGAGAGUUGGAAAUUUUUGCUCAGUACAUCAUUGAGCUCACUGGCCUGGAUUCCAGUGUGAACUGUGAGCUUGCCAUUUCCAUUUUAUUUGGGUUAUAUACUGAUUACCUUAAUCCCCUGCACUUCUGGCUCACACUACAGCAUAUAGAACAAGCUUACAAAAAAUAAGCUGGCUUCCAGCACUCACUUAAGAGAAAUUGUGGAAAAGGGUAAAUGUUGUAAAUAUGAAACUUCCCUGUCCAGAACAUAAUGUUACCCCAUUACUACUGAGGUCAUAGGAUCACGUCACUUCAUCUAUUCACCGUUAAUUCAAAGCAGCGAUUAGUCACAGGAGUGAUGUGGGUCACAAUGUAUUUCAGCACUGUUCGUGUCUGUAAUUCUCUUGACGUCUGACCUGUUACCCUGGGACUUACCGAUGUCUUCGCCUGGAUUAGACAGACCUCCUGGAAACUUCCACGCAUUUAUAGUCUGUAUGGGAGGGAAAAAUAUGACUGAAGUAUGCAGCCCAUGUUGUGUUCUCUAACAUGAAGGAGACAACACAUGACUUUUCUUAAGUUACAGUAUUUUAAUUACUCUUAUAAACAUCGGUAAGGAUUUAAGUAGGACCUUCUCUGUUCUUGCUAAUGUGAUGAUCAAAGAUACCUACGGUCUGUAUGACAUAUUGGAAUAAAACAUCUACUGACUGAAAUUACAAACUGUCUAACAGUCAUUGGACAAUGUUGCUGCUAGAUAACUAGAUAGAGUAGUUGAAUAAUUUAAAAAAGCUGCUAUAGACUAUAUAAUCUUAUAUUUAAUCACUAAUAUAUUCCACUCCCAUGGUUUUGGCUUUUAAAAAAUGUAUAUAUUUAAUCUUCCAAACAGGUAUUGUGUGAUUGUAGUACUGUUCUGUACUGCACUGGCUUUAAGACGAAUUUGUGUGUCUGUAAUAACCAUUUAAUGUAAGUUGUUUGUUUUCAUGGAAUAUAAAACCUGAGGCCUUGUGUGUGAUUUCUAUAUUGAAGCAUUUAUUGAAUUGCAAUAAAGUUCAGUACUUAAAACAGAA